This is a messenger RNA of Notothenia coriiceps (black rockcod), 699 nucleotides long. RefSeq names its product regulator of G protein signaling 5a (gene rgs5a). The record is from RefSeq and is a predicted model, not a curated record. The transcript is spliced from 5 exons. Bases 94 to 645 code for a protein of 183 amino acids. NCBI's taxonomy places the organism in Eukaryota, Metazoa, Chordata, Actinopteri, Perciformes, Nototheniidae.
GCCAGACUCAGACAGCAAACGACAAUCUGAGACUAACAGGAGCUAACAAGAAGAUCGAAUUUACUUAAAUACUGCAACUGAGAGCGCCGGAAAAUGUGUAGAGGAUUAGCUGCCUUGCCCCAAACCUGCCUGGAGAGGGCGAAGGAGAUCAAGUCAAAAUUGGGCAUUUUACUGCAAAAGCCUGAAAAUGCCAUUGACCUCAUCAUCCCCUACCCUGAGAAGACUGAGAAAAAGCCGGAGAAGCAGCAGAAGCCGACUCCUGAUGAGGCUGCUCAGUGGCGUGAGGGUCUGGACAGAGUCCUGAACAACAGCUAUGGUGUUUCUGCUUUCCGCAGCUUCCUCCAGUCCGAGUUCAGUGACGAGAACGUUGAGUUCUGGGUGACCUGCGAGGACUUCAAGAAGAUCAAGAACCCCGUGAAGAUGGCAACCAAGGCCAAGAAGAUCUACGAAGACUUCAUCCAGUCUGAGGGGCCAAGAGAGGUGAAUAUUGACCACUUCACCAAGGAUGUGACCCUGAGGAACCUGGUGGAUCUGUCCCCUGCGACCUUUGACCUGGCCCAGAAGAGGAUCUUCGCCCUGAUGGAGAAAGACUCCUUCGGGCGUUUCCUCCGCUCUGAGCAGUUCCAAGAGCUCCUGGUCAACUAAGCCGGAGCAGUUCAUGCAGGAUGGGGUUUUGGGUUUCAAACAGCAGUCAGUAAA